GUCCCCUGUCUCUUUAACUACCACCAACCGUCCGGUCAAUCGGCCAGAAAUGGCGACGGCGCCGAUGAAGUCGCCGGCGAGAAUCGCCGGAAGAGACGAAGUGUACGUGGCGGCGGUGCCGCUCAGAGCAACGAAGGGACCCGCUCAGCUGCUGACUUCGGCCGCCUACUCACUCAAGCUCUGGGACUUCCAACAUUUCAUGGUCAUCAUCAGAGCCACUUCCCCUCCAUCCGAUUCUCAGGCAUUUGUGUUUGAUUUUCAACCUGAAGACCCUGAAAAUGUGUAUGUGGCACUUGCAGCCUUGUCAGGUAGAUCAAUUCCAGGAACUGUUCUCAAAAGAAAGUUGACAAAGCUACCGAAAGAAAGGUGCUGGUUUGUGGGAUCAUGUGGAGAGCAUGCUCUGGAUGUUGCAUGUAAGUUCAGCAACCACUGGGAGACCCACUUGAAAAUCGGGCAUCACGAUUGCCGCGAUUAUGCCAAUGGGUUGGUUGAGCACCUUACUGGCGAAAAGGAUGUCCUAGAGCACUUGAGAAGAAGCUUUGGUGAUCUGGACUAGGGCAUCAACUUACUGGUUUCAUUGUUUUAGCUCUGUAAGUUCAUCCAUGUGCAAGAAGAACAAAGUUGAGUGAAAACUACCAUUGAAAUUGGUAGGCUUAUGAGCAUAGUCGAUCUGAAAGUUCAAUUUUAUUUCUUAUUCCUAAAUUUAAUUAAUUACUUCUCCACUAUAUUUAUCAAUACGUUAAUUGAUCUUUCUGAUUGCUUUUAUGUUGAUAUCUUGGAAGAUAACGUGAUACACUUUAUGCUAUGGUUAUCGCUAGUUUCCACUGCACAUUAUGUGACAGAUUGAGCUCACAACCUGGGCUGGAUGGCUUGGUGGAAAUGAAUUACAAGAUAAGCAUUUAAUUGUUGUACAGUAAAAUAUACUGAAAGGAGUCUUUUGGACAAUGGACAUCAAAAGGAAUAAAAGGAAGUGAUUGGAUACAGCUACUUUCUAUUCCAAGUUGCGAGCCCAUUUUUGCAGUGCAUUGCCAACCGUUGGAUUUUACACAACCGAUGAGGAUUUAUCUGCAGAUUAUCCAAACUUUGCCUCUUCUUCGCUUCUUUUAACUUCCACCGUCUGAUUAAUUUGCGAAAAUGGCUUGGACAUCACUACAAUCGACCAUGAACAUUAGUGGAAGAGACAAAGUAUAUGUAGCAGCACUGCCAUUUACAGCAGCGAUGGAACCAUUUCAAUCAGUGACAUCAGCUCUUCACGGACUCCAUCUCUGGGAUUUGCAACAUUUUGUAGUCAUCAUCAAAACCUCUUCACCACCAUCCAAUUCCGAGGUUGUGAUGAUUAUGUUUCAUGGUUUGUCUUUAUCAAUUCUCAAAUUGCAGAGAGUUAGUUGGUUAUAAUGGGUUUGGAAAUUAAUUUUUUGGGUCAUCUUAGGGUGAUGAGUAUCUCUAAUUUUUGUUGGAAUUGAAUGAUAUUUUGCCUAGAACAAGUGGACUUUCUACAGUACGUUUGCAUUAAUUUUCUAGUAAUAUUUCUAAAUGUCUUAGGCAUCUGUUUUUGAUUUUCAACCCGAAGACCCAAAAAAUGUUUUUGCACUGCCACUUGCAGCCUUGCCAGGUGGAUCGUCCCAGGUUAGUCUAUGAAUUCUUCUGCUCUCAUGAUCCACAAAUGCUGAACCAUAGUCAGUUUAGUCUGAGAUGCUGAUUGUGCAAAAAAAAAAAAAAAAUUGAAUAUGGUCAGGCUUGAAGUUCGUUUUGUCUUUGUUCAGUCAUGUUGCCUAAUGAAGCUAAACCUUUUCGUUCAAGGAACUCUUCUCAGUAGAAAGUUGACAAGGCUACCCAAACGAAGAUGCUGGUUUGUGGGAUAUAGUGAAGAGGAUUCCCUGGACAUUGCGCUUAAAUUCAAUGAUACUUGGGAAACUGACUGGAGGAUGGGUAUUCAUGAUUGCCGCAAUUACGCCAAUGGUCUGGUCGAGUGCCUUACCGGUGAAAAGCUUGUGUUAGAGCGCUUGAGAAGACGCACUGCUUGGCUGAUUUAAGGAAUCAAAUUUCUGGCUGUACUCCUGCAUGCCAACCCAGACUUCGUAUUGUCAUUAUUGCUGGUGUGAUGUUCUACUAGUUCAGAUGCUCAAGAUGUUGACGUGCUCUACAGUUUAAUCACUGAACAUCAUAGCCAAGAGUGGCGAUGGAACCUGCUGAUGAGACACCCGGUAAUCAUUGCAAUGUGAACUCGUAUCUCAUAAAAUCGUAAGCAAGUACACUAGGCAAUAUAUGAAACUUGAGUGUUACGGUCUCCUUAAGCUUUUAUCAAAGAUACACUUUGUGAACCCGUAUAAUUUUCGUUUGGAGGAAAUCAAUUCGUUAGAAAUUACGAGCA
Messenger RNA from Eucalyptus grandis, 2371 nucleotides. RefSeq lists its product as uncharacterized. Bases 50 to 556 code for a protein of 168 amino acids. The record is from RefSeq and is a predicted model, not a curated record. NCBI's taxonomy places the organism in Eukaryota, Viridiplantae, Streptophyta, Magnoliopsida, Myrtales, Myrtaceae. The transcript has 6 exons.